Messenger RNA from Aspergillus novofumigatus IBT 16806, 1791 nucleotides. RefSeq lists its product as uncharacterized. Lineage: Eukaryota; Fungi; Ascomycota; Eurotiomycetes; Eurotiales; Aspergillaceae. The record is from RefSeq and is a predicted model, not a curated record. The coding region runs from base 231 to 1382 and encodes 383 amino acids. The transcript has 2 exons.
UACUCCGUAAAAUACUUCCACUAAUAAUAAUAAUAAUAAUGAUACUGUUCUUGCACUACUAUUACUUAUUAGUAUAUUGACCCUUCCUCACCUGACUGCUCUAUUAUUCUUUUUUUUUUCCCUCCCCAAUACCGCUCUCUUCUCUUCGACUCCUGCCUGACUUCAAUCCCAAGGCAACAAGUUUCAACAGACAACACAGCAUGCCUCAACCCCUCUCACCUAGGUACAGCAUGCCCCAUGGGACUCGAGCUCCUGGAGAUGGCAUCACCGGGGGAUAUACAGGCGAUAGCCUGGCGUUGAAAAUCACCAUUGCGACUCUGGCGGGGAUCACCUGGUACAAUGCCAUCGAGCUCGUCAUCCUCGUCUUCGUCACCUUUAGCAAGUAUCAUGGCACCUACUUCUGGAGCUUGCUCAUCUCCUCGUCCAUUGGGCUCCUCCCCUACUCGGUCGGCUUCCUCCUCAAAUUCUUUCAGUUGACCGACCAGACCUGGCUGUCCGUCACCUUCAUCACCAUCGGCUGGUGGUGCAUGGUCACCGGCCAGUCCAUCGUCCUUUACUCGCGCCUGCACCUGGUCCUGCGCAACCCUCGCAUCCUGCGCCGCGUCCUCACCAUGAUCCUCGUCGAUGCCGUCAUCUUCCACCUCCCCACCACUGUGCUGACCUACGGCUCCAACAUGGCCGGCCCAGUCGACGCCCCGGCCUACAUCCACGGCUACAACGUGAUGGAAAAGAUCCAGAUGACCGGCUUCUGUAUACAGGAAUUCAUCAUCUCCGCCCUCUACAUCUGGGAAACCAUCCGCAUGCUGCGCCUCGACCCGGACCGCGGCAAGCGCAAGAUCAUGUACCAGCUCGUCGCCAUCAACCUCAUCAUCAUCCUCAUGGACCUCGGCCUGCUCGUCGUCGAGUACAUGAACAAGUACAUCAUGGAGACCAUGCUCAAGGGCGUCAUCUACAGCAUCAAGCUCAAGCUCGAGUUCGCCGUCCUCGGCAAACUCGUCUACCUCGUCCACAACCACGUCUGGAAAUCCGACCCCAUCGGCGUCGGCCUACUCCCACCCCGAGUACCACUACCCGACUUCGUCGACGCAACACGCGUCACAUCCGACCUCACCCACGCUAUCCCCCCGGCAUCCGCCUCCGCAAACGCUCGCCGCCGCUCCCACCCCUGGAUGGACUCGGACGACAUCUCCAUCGCCAUGUUCGAGCACUCGGAGAACCUAUCCCCCUCGAUUCCCGACCAGGGAACCGGUCACUCGGAGAUCUCGCAGUCCUGGAGCGGCGAGACCCAGCGCGACGUGAGUCCGCUUGAUUUCACCGGUUCGCUGCAUAAACAGCGCAAUAGUAUAGGUGGGUCGGCGCCGGCGCCCGAUAAACCGGGUUGAACUUGACCUCUAUUGAGCCUCGACGCCUUCAAACAAACGAAUAAUGAGUCACGAGUCACACGUCAUUCAUAUCAUAUCAUAUCGUCUACGGUAUUCAUCUCAACUACCUUAUUCUAAGGUAGUUGAUUGUAUCGGAUGAUACGGAGGAAUUCAACAGUUCAUGAAUACUUGAUGUUCUCCACAAUUACAGGGUCUGUUCCAUGGUUCCUGGACACCACGUCAUCCCGACCCUGGAACCAAAACCAUAGCCAUCCACCCCUGAAAUACAGGCCCACAGUCCACAGUCCACAGUGACACUGACGUAGCCGGAUUAUGCUAGCUGAAAGCAGCUUCUGGCAUAUACUCCAUGUACAUGACAUACUGGAUAUAAUAUUACUUGAUCUAAGUCAUACAGAAUUUACAACAGUCA